AAGAAAUGGAAUACAGAAAAAUCUAAGCUUUAUGCUCUCCGCCAUCAUAAACUGAACAAAAAUUGGAGGGCUCGAGCUCAAUGGCGAUCCACCCAAAAUCGAAAUUAGCAAAGUCCAGAUCUUCAAUCUUCAUACUCACAGCUUCGAUCGCGUGCAUUGCAGUGCUGUACCUCGUGGCUUGCCUAGUUUCGGCACCCGCCAGCAUACAGAAUAUCGUGCCCCCCAAUCGCCACACUUUGCACGACAAGUACUUGUAUUGGGGGAGCAGAAUUGACUGCCCCGGAAAGCACUGCGAUUCCUGCGAGGGUUUAGGUCACCAAGAGUCCAGCCUUAGGUGUGCCCUUGAGGAAGCAUUGUUUCUCGGCAGGACCUUUGUAAUGCCUUCCAGGUUGUGUAUAAAUCCAAUACACAAUAAGAAAGGAAUUCUCCAUCAAUCUGGAAAUAUGGUUUCUGAGGAAGGGUGGGCAGCUAACUCUUGUGCUAUGGAUUCUCUGUAUGAUCUUGAUUUCAUGUCCAACACGGUGCCUGUGAUUUUAGAUAAUUCAAAGACAUGGCACCAUGUCCUUACUACAAGCAUGAAACUGGGAUCCAGAGGGAUAGCACACGUGGAAGGAAUUAGUCGAACUGAUCUCAAACACAAAAAAAAUUAUUCAAAUCUUUUACUCAUAAAUCGAACUGCCAGUCCUCUCUCAUGGUUCAUGGAAUGCAAGGAUCGAAACAACCGCAGUUCUAUUAUGUUGCCGUAUUCCUUUCUUCCAUCAAUGGCUGCAAAGAAGCUACGAGAUGCUGCGGAAAAGAUAAAGGCACAUCUUGGAGAUUAUGAUGCUAUUCAUGUCCGGCGAGGUGAUAAAAUAAAAACUAGGAAGGACAGAUUUGGGGUUGAUCGAACCCUACACCCUCAUCUUGACAGAGAUACACGUCCUGAGUUCAUUCUUUGUAGAAUUUCCAAAUGGGUUCCCCCGGGUAGAACUCUCUUCAUUGCAUCCAAUGAGAGGACUCCCGGAUUCUUUUCACCUUUAUCUGCGAGGUACAAAUUGGCCUAUUCAUCAAACUACAGCGGUCUUUUGGAUCCCAUAAUUGAGAACAAUUACCAACUGUUCAUGGUGGAGAGGCUUAUUAUGACGGGAGCCAGAAAGUUCAUUCGAACAUACAAGGAAGACGAUACGGAUCUCAGUCUGACAGAUGAUCCCAAAAAGAACACCAAAAUAUGGCAAAUACCUGUUUAUAGCUGGGAAGAAGGGGAAGGAGAGAACUGCUGACCAUAAUUCUCAAUUUUUUUUGUCACUCUUUGUUAUUUCAAGAAUGUUUGUGCUGUUAAUUUUUUCAUUAUUUUGUUGAUACUUGCAAACUAUUUGAAAAAUGUUACAGUAUUCUGUAUCUAUAAAUUUUGGUUCCUGUAA
Messenger RNA from Salvia hispanica, 1400 nucleotides. RefSeq lists its product as uncharacterized. Gene Ontology annotation, cellular component: Golgi apparatus. NCBI's taxonomy places the organism in Eukaryota, Viridiplantae, Streptophyta, Magnoliopsida, Lamiales, Lamiaceae. The record is from RefSeq and is a predicted model, not a curated record.